AUGGACUCUGACUUUAGUCUUGGUCUACUUCAAGUGGUUUUACCAAAUGCUCCACUCAAUCUGCAUCAUAUGCAAACUAGAAGUAAGAAUGGCAUCAUCAAGAAUAAGGUGUUUUUGAGCCAAGUAGCUGAAUCUAGUGCUGUUGAUUCAACUUUGGUGGAACCUGCAACCUAUAAAUCUGCAAUGAAGGUACCAGUUUGGUUUAAAGCUAUACAAGAAGAGAUUGAUGCAUUGAAUAAUCAACACACUUGGAGUCUUGUACAUUUGCCUCUUCCCAAGAAUCUUGUUGGCUGCAAAUGGGUUUUCAAACUAAAAAAGAACUCAGAUGGGACAGUGGCUAGGCAUAAAGCUAGACUUGUUGCAAAGUGGUUUAGUCAAGAGCCUGGCUUGGAUUAUGGUGAAACCUUUAGUCCUGUGGUUAAACCAACCACUAUGAGAUUAGUUCUAACUUUGGCAGCUCACUUCAAUUAG
Molecule: messenger RNA, 471 nt
Organism: Pyrus x bretschneideri (Chinese white pear)
Lineage: Eukaryota; Viridiplantae; Streptophyta; Magnoliopsida; Rosales; Rosaceae
Exons: 1
Coding region: 1-471 (156 amino acids)
Source: RefSeq, a predicted model, not a curated record